Aureobasidium namibiae CBS 147.97 is the source of this 411-nucleotide messenger RNA. RefSeq lists its product as uncharacterized. The coding region runs from base 1 to 411 and encodes 136 amino acids. The record is from RefSeq and is a predicted model, not a curated record. Lineage: Eukaryota; Fungi; Ascomycota; Dothideomycetes; Dothideales; Saccotheciaceae. The transcript has 2 exons.
AUGUUCGAGGCAGACUCGCACCUCAGUCGCGUUCACGAUGCACAAGCACGAAGUGUACCAGAGGGAAAUGCUUGUAAAAAACUGGAAGAUCUCGCAGAUACACAUAUAGACGAUCUGGACCGGCUAUCUCUGGCUCUUAUCCAAGCUGGCACAUACAUACAAAUAACCAACAUCAGCGUACCAUCAUACAUCAAGCACUACGACAAAACGUGGAAGGACGUACUACAAGAACGAGGACGCUUUACGCUACAAGAGUAUGCGCGACAACAUCUUGACGACAUGGAUCGCAUCAUACGAGCAGGUGGCCUCGCUGAGCGCGAAGACAGCUAUGAGGACUUCUCGAUAAAAGAUCAGCUCCGUAUUCUGACUACGACGAGAUCAUUCAAGUCUUGCUCGAAGAAAAUCCCCUGA